Chlamydomonas reinhardtii is the source of this 2984-nucleotide messenger RNA. RefSeq lists its product as uncharacterized. Lineage: Eukaryota; Viridiplantae; Chlorophyta; Chlorophyceae; Chlamydomonadales; Chlamydomonadaceae. The coding region runs from base 180 to 2048 and encodes 622 amino acids. The record is from RefSeq and is a predicted model, not a curated record. The transcript has 13 exons.
CAAAGCUCAAAGCAUACGGCACCCGAGCCGCCCACAAAUGGAACUGUGCCUCUCCUUGCCCAAUUGUUAGUUGCAGAAGUAACAUACCCGCGUAGCACCCACUUGGUCCUUAAACAUCAGUCGCCUCUGCGCGGGGAGGUUCUGACGCGGUCGGGGCCACAAAGUCGGAGCAGGAGGACAUGGGCACGGUGGACGCGGCGGCACUCACCGCCGCACCCGCACCCGGCGCCUCCACCACGCCGAAUGGCGCCGCGGCCCCAACAGCCUCUGCCAAUGCCAGCGGCACCAAACCCAUAACCAUCACCCGAAGUGGCUAUCAGGGCUUUGGCUCUUUCUUCAAUGAGGUGUCGGUUCAGGACAUGAUUGCCGUGCCCCGGGAUGCCUACGUGCCGCCGGCGCGGCCCUUCGCACCGCCCUCGCUGGAGCGCGCCGCCUCGCUCCCUUUCGGCGAGGCGUGUCGAGAGCUUUUCAUGAUUGACUUCCAGCGCUGGACCUUCAUAAAUCACGGCGCAUUCGGCGGCGUGUGCCGCCCGGCGCAUGAGGAGGCCAACCAGUGGCGGGAGUACUGCGAGGCACAGCCCCUCAAGUUCCUGGACAGGGAGCUCUUUCCACAGAUGGUCCGGGUGAUGCGGGAGAUGGCGGACUUCAUGGGGGCGGACCCGCGGGACCUGGUAUUUGUGCCCAACGCCACCACCGGCCUCAAUGUGGCCAUUCAGGCGGCAGGCCUGCGGCCCGGCGACACAAUGUACAUGCUCAACAUAGGGUACGGCAGUGUUAAGAAGAUGGCGCAGGCGGCGUCCGCGGCGGCGGCAGGGCGGGGCGCUGGCUCUGCCGACCCGGCUGCUGCUGCUGCUGCUGCUGCUACAGCCUCUGCUGGCACGGCUACAGCCGCCGCCACGCCCACGCCCACGCCCACGCCGCACGGCGAGGCCCCCGGCGGCAUCAAUGUGGUGUACGGCGAGGUGGUGUUUCCCAUUAGCGGCCCCCAAGCCAUCGUGGACCUGGUGGCCGCCACGCUGCCGCCCGGCACCCGGCUGGCGGUGUUCGACACAGUCACCAGCAACACCGCGCUGCUGCUGCCCGUGGCGGAGCUGACAGCGCUGUGCAGGAGCAGGGGCGUGCAGGUGCUCAUAGACGGCGCACACGCGCUGGGGCAGGUGCACCUAGACUUGCAGGCCGGCGUGUGCGGCGGCAGCGUGCACGGCGAUACACAGGAGGAGCAGCAGCAGCCGCAGCAGCCGCAGCAGCAGCAGCAGCAGCAGGCGGAAGCCGCAGCAGCGGGCGCAGCCGUGUCGGCACUGACCAUCAACGGUAGUGCCGCCGAUGCCGGUGCCGCCGCAACCAGCAAGCCCAGCUCCUCAAGCCAGGACCCGGGUUCGAAUCUCGCUGUGCCCGACUUCUUUGUGACCAACUGUCACAAGUGGCUGGCGGCGCCGCGCGGCACGGCGGUGAUGUGGGUGCGGCGGGACCGGCAGGCGGCGGUGCGGCCGCUGGUGGUCAGCCACGGCAGCGGCGCCGGCUUCACUUCCGACUUCAUCUGGGAUGGCAUGCGCGACUACGCGCCUUACCUGGCCACCUCCUCGGCCCUGGGGCUGUGGGCCGCGAUGGGGCCGGCCCGUGUGCGCGCCUACAUGCGCGACCUGCUGGCGGCGGCGGUGGAGCUGUGCGGCAGCAGGUGGGGCACGGGCCUGCUGGCGCCCUCACUGGCCAUGUGCGGGGGCAGCAUGGCGCUGCUGGGGCUGCCGCAGGAGCUGGCGGAGGGGCCGGAGGCGGACUCGGCAGAUGCCAAGUAUGUGCAGGACAUGCUGCACCACGUGUACGGCAUCGAGGUGCCCAUCAAGGCCGUACAGGGCCGCCUGUACGUGCGCCUGUCGGCGCACAUGUACAACGCCCUGCCCGACUACCAGCGGCUGGCGGACGCGGUGGAGGACCUGCUCGCAAAGGAGCGGCUCGGCAGGCAGGAGGCAGCGGCGGCGGCGGCGGCGGCGGCGGCGGCGGCAGCUGGGGGCCAGGAAGCCGCGCCGGCCAAGAAGAAGUGCGGCGGCUGAGGCUAGUUCCGCCCGCUGACACACACGCCUAGCUCCGUUGCAGGCGGCAUCACGCAUCAAUCAUGGUGCGGGUGGCGGGACGUACGACGGAGCUAGCUGUGCCGGCGGGCGGGCGGGCGGCUAGCCCUGUUCAGUCAGGGGUUGUUUGAGACCCUGGCAGGAACUAAGGCGACGAACGGGUGGCAAGGGAGCUGCACCUCUUGCCUGCAUGGAUUGAAUACGAGUUUCGGGUUGCUCAUAAUGUGGAAGGAGUGUGACGGCGAAGGCAAGAUGUGACUGGGCUGCGUGCAAGGGAAGUCGUGAUGUACUCAUACAGGCGCACAUCUUGCUUUUGUACUUGUGACUGCUGGCUCCAUCAUCAGGCAUUUGGGUUCGUUUCAAACAUGCAGCGGAGGAGAGGCGUUUUCGCCUAUGUAGCAGGCAAAUGGAAUGGAGCCAGGGGCCGUGCGUGGAGGUGAUGGCGGGUGUGUGGGCGUGUAGUUGGGUGUGUUUGUGUGCGGUGGGGGUGCGGGCCCGGAAUUAACCACCGGGUGUUCUUCCGCCGCCGCCGCCAACCGCCGCCAACCGCUGCUAAACGCUGCCGUCGCUGGCCAUGGUGUGAGGCGCCGCGCUUGAAUGCACACGUGUGUGUUUUCCGCACGUGCGAGCGCGGCGGCCGAUUGUGCCCCUGGCAGCCCGUCAUACAACAGACAACUUAUGAAUUGUGUGGAUAUGUGCGACGGUGCGGUCUUUGUUUUGCGCACCGUGAGCCAUGGAGCGAGGAGAGGCUGCACGCUUAAAGGCUUCAGACGUCUAGAGGGAUAUUUGAGGCGUGAGGCUGGUGCGCUUUGCAGAUCAGGGCCCUCAAGGCACCGUGGCAUCAGGCGUAAAAUAGAGGCCCCAGGAGCGCGUGCGUGGUUUGUUCCUUGCCGCCGUGGUCAAUGCGCAACGGAGAGA